ACAUUAGCCCUCGCUGGUGAUUGUCACUCAAUAUGUUCAAGUACGCAACUUAUUUCUUGUACCUGUUCGUCCUGUGGGAUCCGCAGGAAGCCCAGGAAAAUAGCUGCCCCAAGGUUCCACUUAGCGAACGAAUCAAACAACGCGGAGAAUUCAGUCUCGUCGAUUUUGACACUCUGAUGAAUUCUAUUUUGAAAAACCCACACAAGGAAGUGCUCGGGAAAAUUGAAGGUCACGUAGGGCACACAGUAAAUAAAAUAAAGUCUUUAGAAUCCGUAAGCCUAAACCAAUCGAAGACUUUGCUGGAUGAUUGGGAGCUGCAAAGCAAAUUGGAAUAUCUGGACGCAGCAUUGCAGAAUGCAAACAAAGCCCUGCACUGCUCACUCGAAAACAAUAAGGUCAUGUCAAAUGGGAAACCCCCUCCGGAAUUCCAGAAGUUGGGCUCGAGGUAUUUUUACAUCGAGAGGCAUGUCAGGCAGAAUUGGUUCGAUGCCGCAGGAAAGUGUCGUGGGAUGGGCGGUCACCUGGCGACGCCCCAAGACGAGGAUGAACUGUACCUCAUCCGCAAGCAGCUUGUAGCCAGAUGGUAUUGGCUAGACAUUAGCAACCUGGUCCAUAAGCACCAAUACAUUUCUCUGGCCUCCGGAAAAGAAGUUUCAUAUCUUAAGUGGCGAGACGGAGAGCCCAAAAAGACUUAUAAUGCCAACUGUGCUUAUUUAUACGCCGGAGAUUAUUACACAUAUCAGUGCAACGACAGGAACUUUUUCAUUUGCCAAGCUGCGUAAGAAGACCGCCCUUGGAAUUUGAUGGUACAAACUAUGCGAUUUAUGCGUGUUAAAUGAUUUAUAUGUCACUUGUAGUAUUAAUAUUGAGUGUACAUAUAGCCGCCAAAGAAAUAUUCAAAUGCUUAAAAUAAUGACUUUUUCACUACUUAGUGACUUUCAACCACGAGUUGAUGAUGGCACCACCCCCCCGAUAAGUCCGUAUAUUCAAGAUUUGGCGAUCGGGUUAACAAGCUGGCCGCGUGCAAAUGAUGCUAUUAAAGUGGCAUUUAAAAUUUAAGUUGCAGUUAAAUCGCGCCUCUCCCUCUCCUCCCCCUCCUCCAACCUAUCCUAGCCAGCGUUUGGUUAAGCUUUCCUCUUGGCCGCAAGACGAAGCCAUUUCUUUGAGCCACAAAACGAAAGAACAACAAUGGCAACUGCAGAAACGACCCACAGAAGGAAAUUUAGAUAAAAUAUGUACGAAUCUUAUUGCCUAAAAAAUAUAAAAAAUAAUUAAUAUAGAUUUGCAGAUUAAUCAAUGUAGGAUUAAUAGUGUAGGCAACAUCGACAACGGCACGACUUUUCUCUGGAUAAUGUUUUGCAUAUGUAUGAGAGCCAGUAAUUUGCACUUGUGUGCCCUGCCCCGCAAAUGUGUUGGUGCUUGAGUAUCUGUGUGAGACCAUCUAAGAUGCCGCCUGGCGAUGCACGCUGCUCGUUUAGAUCGUCACCAUUGCCAGCGUCUGCCUGACCCAACUAGCAACUUGCAACCAGCAACUGGCAACCGCCAGCGACCAUUGAAAACACCAGCAAACAUUGUGCUUAAAACCAGCGAAAUGUUUUGCUCUAGCCACUGAUAAAAAAUUUACCUUAAAUCCCAAAA
Messenger RNA from Drosophila santomea, 1638 nucleotides. It is a transcript of the gene lectin-21Cb, whose product is annotated as accessory gland protein Acp29AB. The transcript is spliced from 2 exons. Gene Ontology annotation, molecular function: signaling receptor activity. Lineage: Eukaryota; Metazoa; Arthropoda; Insecta; Diptera; Drosophilidae. Bases 33 to 782 code for a protein of 249 amino acids. The record is from RefSeq and is a predicted model, not a curated record.